This is a messenger RNA of Chenopodium quinoa (quinoa), 3580 nucleotides long. RefSeq names its product transforming growth factor-beta receptor-associated protein 1-like. Gene Ontology annotation, cellular component: membrane; cytoplasm. NCBI's taxonomy places the organism in Eukaryota, Viridiplantae, Streptophyta, Magnoliopsida, Caryophyllales, Amaranthaceae. Gene Ontology annotation, biological process: vesicle-mediated transport; intracellular protein transport; endosomal vesicle fusion. The transcript is spliced from 14 exons. Bases 192 to 3359 code for a protein of 1055 amino acids. The record is from RefSeq and is a predicted model, not a curated record.
AUUUCCCUUUCAUUUAUUGUGUUCUCCCGAGCAUUCCCUUUACGUCUCUCUCCUCCGUUGAACCGUACUCUAAAGUCUGAAUCCUCCAUUGAAGCAACUUCAAAGCUUCCAAUCCUCCAUUGAAGCAACUUCAAAGCUUCCAAUCCUCCAUUGAAAUACCUUCCAAGGUAAGAUUUAGCUCUGCCCCUUCUAUGUUAGGAAGGAACAAUGAAAACGGACCUCUUCUUCCUGGGUCAAGGGCUUCCGCCCCUUUUGCCCUGCCUCAGGGACGGAACUUGCCCUCAAAUUGUAGGACAGUCCUAGAAUCUCUGGCACACUUUGACCUCUCAUCGACUUCAUCGUCUUCCUCUUCUCUACAUUCCUUCAACUGCGUCGCCAUUGCUGUUAUCGAUGAUUCUCAGCUUGUAAUUUACUGUGGUACCAAUUCCGGUGAUCUUCUUUUGUUGACCAUAAACCCUAAUUGUGAUCGAUCAUUGUCGGCGACAGUCGAUGAUGCCGACGAUGGUAGGUUGAAGGUUGUAAGAUGUGUUAAUAUCAGUCGUUCUGCUGUUAAUUCAAUUCAUGUUGUUAAUCAAAUUAGUAGAAUUUUGGUUCUUUCUGAUGGGUUUUUGUAUCUAGUUGAUCUGCAAUUGUUACAGCCUGUGAAAAAGUUAGGGAUUCUGAAGGGUGUUAAUAUUGUUGCUAGAAGGGUUUGUAGUACUGAAUCUGGAAAUUCUAAUUGGAUUCUUGAGGAUGGUGUUAGUAGUAGUGGUAGUACUGUAGGUGGGAGGCUUAUGAAAAAGUUAGGUGGCGGCGUUAGAUCGAAUAGGGCGAGGGUUAAGGAAUUCAGUUCUAGGGGAGUGGAUAAUGAUGGUGCCUGCCUUUUUGUGGUGGCAAUGGGGAAGAAAGUGCUGUUCAUUGAGCUGAAUUCGGGCAGUAGUAAGCAUGAUCGAGAGGUCGAUGGGCAACGUGGGUUGUUCGUGAUUUUGAAGGAAAUGCCGUGUAUUGAUGGUGUGAAGACUAUGGCUUGGCUUGAUGAUUCAUUAAUUUUAGGGACUGAUAGUGCUUAUAGUUUGAUGUCCUGCAUUACAGGGCAUGUUAAUUUGAUAUUUUCUCUUCCUGAUACGGCUGCUAUUCCUUGUCUCAAAUUGUUGUCAAAAGAUAAGAAGGUGCUUCUACUGGUUGAUAAUGCGGGCAUUAUCGUGGAUCGUCAUGGACAGCCUGUUGGUGGUACCCUGGUAUUUGGUUGUGCUCCUUGUUCGAUUGCUGAGUUAUCUUCGUAUGUGGUGGUUGCUUGUAAUGGAAAGAUGGAAAUAUAUCAUAAAAUAUCAGGAAAUUGUGUUCAAGCUCUUUCUUUCAAGGGUAACGUUGGAACGAGUAAUUGUUUUGUUGCUGAUGAGGAGGAUGUGAAUGGAAGAUUUGUUGUAUUUGCUACAUCAUCUAAGGUGUUUUGUUACCGUAAAAUACCAUCUGAAGAACAAAUUAAAGAUUUGUUAAGGAAGAAGAAUUACAAGGAAGCGAUCUCCUUAGUGGAGGAGCUUGAGGUUGAUGGUGACCUUUCUAGAGAAAUGGUGUCUUUUGUCCAUGCUCAAGUGGGGUUUCUUUUACUGUUUGACUUGCGUUUUGAGGAAGCGAUUGAACAUUUCUUAUUGUCAGAAACCAUGGAGCCAUCAGAAAUAUUUCCAUUUGUUAUACGAGACCCUAAUCGAUGGUCUUUGCUGGUACCCAGGAAUAGGUAUUGGGGUUUGCAUCCACCUCCCGUACAUGUUGAGGAUGUUGUAGAAGAUGGCCUGUUGGCUAUCCAAAGAGCAGCUUUUUUGAAGAAAGCUGGAGUAGAAAGUGCUGUCGACAAUGAGUUUCUUUUGAAUCCACCAACUAGGGCUGAUCUUUUGGAUUCAGCAUUUAGGAAUUUAAUUAGGUAUCUCCUGGUAAUGCGGCAUAAAGAUCUUAUUCAGCCAGUGAAGGAAGGAGUUGACACAGUUCUAAUGUACCUAUACAGAAUACUUAAUUGCACUGAAGAUAUGGAGAACCUUGCAUCUUCUGAAAAUAGCUGUGUUGUAGAGGAAUUGGAAUCUUUACUAGAAGAAUCUGGGCAUUUGAGGACCCUUGCUUUUCUAUAUGUGAAUAAAGGAAUGAGCUCUAAUGCGUUAGCUAUUUGGCGUGUUUUAGCUAGAAAUUAUCCGCUUGGCACUCACCAAGAUGUUGCUGAUUCAUACAACGUGAGUGAUUCAAAUUCAAUACCAGUUUCCAGCAGGGAAACUGCAUCCAUUGAAGCGUCUAAAAUACUUGAGGAGUCUGCUGACGUUGAGUCGAUUCUGCAGCAUCUUGGAUGGAUUUCAGAAGUUAAUGAGGAACUUGCCGUUCGCGCUUUAACAUCUCAAAAACGUACCAGCCAACUUCCACCUGAUGAUGUAAUUGCCGCUAUUGAUCCAAGAAAAAUAGAGAUCCUUCAAAGAUAUCUGCAGUGGUUGAUUGAAGAUCAAGACUCUAGUGAUACUCAUUUUCAUACAUUAUAUGCUCUUUCCCUUGCCAAAACUGCUUUUGAAAGUCUGGAAACAAAUGCUACUCUGAAUGCUACUAACAAAAGCAUGAGGGAACCAAAUACAUGUAUACCUGGAAGAAAUUUGUCAUCUGAAAAUCCUGUUAGGGAAAGACUACAAAUCUUUCUUCAUUCUUCCGAUCUGUAUGAUGCAGAAGAAGUUCUUGAGUUAAUUGAAGGCUCAGACUUAUGGCUAGAGAAGGUGACACAUAAUGUUUUCAGUUUUGGAUUUAUGUGGAAAAAUUCUCUGGCUAUUUUAUACAGGAAAUUAGGACAGGAAACAUUGGUUCUUCAAAUAUUGGCACUGAAGCUAGAAGAUAGUGAGGCUGCUGAACAAUAUUGUGUAGAACUUGGCAGACCAGAUGCCUACAUGCAGUUGCUUGAUAUGUAUUUAGAUCCACAGAACGGUAAGGAGCCAAUGUUUAAUGCUGCAGUCCGUCUACUUCAUAAUCAUGGAGAAUCACUUGAUCCUCUGCAAGUCCUAGAGAGAUUAUCACCAGAUAUGCCACUCCAGCUUGCAUCAGAAACGAUAUUAAGAAUGCUGAGAGCUCGACUUCAUCAUUAUCAUCAAGGAAAAAUUGUGCAUAGUCUUUCGCGUGCAGUCGAUGUUGAUGCUAGGCUUGCUAGACUUGAGGAGAGAGCACGGAAUGUGCAGCUUAAUGAUGAGAGCUUAUGUGAUUCUUGCCAUGCCCGUCUUGGAACCAAGCUGUUUGCUAUGUACCCUGAUGAUUCUAUCGUCUGUUACAAGUGUUUCCGUCGCCUUGGGGAAUCUACAUCUGUAGGGCGCCGUAAUUUCAAGAAGGAUGCAUUAAUUAAACCCGGUUGGCUCGUUUCUAGGUAGUGUAUUGAGAGACAUCUGGAAGCAAAUGGCUGCACAUAGUAGCUCUUGGUAAAAAAAAUAAAAAUAGUUUUCUUUGGUUGCUUACUUUGUUUUGGGGUCCUUGCUGUUUAAGUUGUUAAUUGAUACUGAUUGUGUUGUGGAUAAAUGAUUAGUCAGUAAAUUCUGAAAUGUAGUCAGUGUAUAUUCAAAAUUUGAAUAUAAAUAUUCAUUUCUCGUAAGCA